Molecule: messenger RNA, 1238 nt
Organism: Suillus fuscotomentosus
Lineage: Eukaryota; Fungi; Basidiomycota; Agaricomycetes; Boletales; Suillaceae
Exons: 3
Coding region: 249-980 (243 amino acids)
Source: RefSeq, a predicted model, not a curated record
UCGGAUCACCUCCCUUUGGAUCACCUUACUUCGAACAACCUCACCUCGGACCACCUUACUUCGAACAACCUCACUUCGGACCACCUCACUUUGGACCACCUCACUUCGGAUCACCUUACUUCGAACCACCUCGCCUCAGAUUACCUCACUCCAGAUCACACUCCAGAUCAUACCCCCGCUUCGAACCUCAUAUUACCCUCGUCACUUUCUCAUGCCCGUAUCGCCCUAACACAUUUCAAUUGGUGCCCAUGGGUGCCAAAACGACUCCCGUGCAUUUCGAGUCCAUGCAAGUCGGAGACGACUUCCUCGGCUCAUUGUCCAUCGUCACUCAAAAGUCCAGCGAGCUCAUGCAGCUGCGCGAUCGUAUUAUGGACCACCUGAAGGCGAACAACAUUCGAGUCUUGCCAAACCCUUCAUUUCCGCGCAUGUCCUUGUUCUACCUAGAUGAAUCAUUCAAAGGAGAACGUGCGCUUCUUGGCAAACAACUGCGAGAGACAGGAAGAGUCCACGAAAAAAUAGGCGGGGAGAAAAAAUUGUCGCUGAAUUGUGGCGUGGAUGGUGCCGGGCCUGCAUUCGACGCCAUGGUAGGGUUUGAAGGAAUGGAAAUAUGGCUCGUUGAUUGCACUGAAGGAGUGGAAGAUUGGAACGUCCUGGAUAGACGGUAUCUCAAGCCACGGGCGCCCAAGGCCAAGGUCUACGUGAAAAGAGGCGAUCCUUACAUGAAUAUAUUUGGGAGUGAGGGGCCUGAUCCUUACCAGGUCAGAGAAAUGGCGUCCUAUAUUCCGACAUGGGGCGAACCCGGACAUUCUGGUAUAUACGGACCAAUGGCACCAUAUAUUCCUCUGGACCCAAGACAUUAUACGCAUAAUCACGCACAAUGGGAAGACCCGAGGAUGCGAGGCAAUAUGUAUCCAAGUCAGAACAGGUUGGGAUAUGCCUCCAACCUGAAUGGAUACCGGGAACUGGAAGGAUACUUUUGAGUCCACCGGCGGCAUUUGUGCACAUGGCCUGGUAUUGGCUGUAACGCUCCUUGACGGUUUUGACAUUACAGCGCAUGCACCGUGGUCGUACAUCCUAAUCUUCGCAUCCCAGAGGAUCUUAAGAAGACAGGAUUCAGGAUUCCUGCUGCACUUCCUAAAAGCUGUGAGAGUGCAAUUUACUCCUUCGCCGACUGUCGGAUCGAUUACCAUCGCGGUGCCCUUCUCGAGGCAAUGGAAUCGAUGCAUCGAUAUUUGCCG